Molecule: messenger RNA, 3003 nt
Organism: Aaosphaeria arxii CBS 175.79
Lineage: Eukaryota; Fungi; Ascomycota; Dothideomycetes; Pleosporales
Exons: 5
Coding region: 1-3003 (1000 amino acids)
Cellular component (GO): cytosol
Source: RefSeq, a predicted model, not a curated record
AUGGACGACGCAGAGCCGGAGGAGCAGACUGCCCCCAAAGUAUACCUCACGCGACUGAGGUUGGCAUUAGGCCCAUAUGCAGUGCAUUUCAGCAACCCGGGCUAUAUCAAAAGCGAGACUAUGCGCAUGCUCGACAUCCAAGUGUGUAAAAAGACCCUCGAUGAGACUCGGCGCAAUUUCGAGAUUCGAGAAGAACUCGGUCUCUCAUAUCAAUUCUGGGAUGACUCGGCCAGCGUAUUGAAAUCCGCGAUCCCCUCGCUCGAACGGAGAAGCUUCGCGGCUCCAGAUCCUGCCACUCCGGAAUAUGAGGGUCUUUCUGGGCCACUGAUUGCGUCAUUUUCUACAAGCCUACUCGCAGAUUUGGAAAGAUUGAACCAGGUCGUUGGAAUUGCGCGAAAUGUGCUCACAGUUGGAGAGAAGGCACAGAACCUGGCAGCAGAUCGUUUAUUUGAUAAAGACAUAUUCACGUUGAUCAACGUCUGCGUGCGGGUCACGGCUCGUGGCUACGAUGGUGAAGCGGGCGCUCCAGAUGAGGACAAAUGGCAGUUUGUUAUCAAUGCUUACAAGAAACUGCUCAUCACAUGCCUGCAGUUCCUGAAUAAUCUGACUGGCCGGAACGAGCAACGAAAACUAAUGCUUUGGAUCGAGCUGUUCGACAGCCACCUUGAUAACGAACUACCGAACUUUGCGGACAUGAAGUACAAAAUGGACAUCUUCCCGGAUUUGGAUAAGGGAUCCAAACCUCCGACUGAACCCAUUCCAAGCGGGCAGAAGUCAAGUCGUGGUCCAGAUGCCUUCAAAAUCCCCCAACAACCUGCUUCUUCGCCGUUCCUUCUUUACAUCGGAGAAAUUGGAAAUGAAAUCAAAAAGUCUCUUGCACAGCGAGGGGAAAAAGCAGGUGCUACGGAGAUAGCUGCUGAAUGUCGACGGCGGUGGCAAACAAUGACAGAUGAAGAGAAGAAUAAAUGGAAUAUGCUCUAUGGAGAGGUGGUAGCAAGGUAUAGGGACGAGAUCACGCAGUCGAGCGCUUAUAAGAAAGUGGUAGACCAGCAUGCAAAGAACGAGGAAAGUGUACAAGCACUUGCACAAAGUAUAAACCAACUCCAGGUUGAAGUCGAUCGAAUGCGAUCUGCUAUCUCAACCCCCGAAGGCCACCAAGCCGAACAGUCAUCCGCCGCGCAGGUAGAAGAGAAAAAGCCUGCAAAGCCAGUUGCAAAGCCAGUUGUCGACGACUCAAUGUUGGACCCGAGCAUCAGACGGUCAUCCCCGGCAGGUGAGAUCGAUUUCCGCGUGACUUAUCCGCCAUCAUUCGGUGCCGAGAUCCUCCAGAAUGGCAAAGAAGAUUUGCUCAAACGUCUAGAGCCUGAUCUAGAUCGUCCUGCGGCUGCGCUGACAUCCGAUGUAGCCUCACCAACCUCACCUCCACCCGAAGAAGAUGAUAAUGAUGACGAGUAUGAUGACAUACCCGGCGAUGAAACGCGUGGUCUUCUCACCGAUGUUCCUUUGAUCCUUGGACCAACUGAGAUUGAGGUCCUGCCUAUGAUCAUCAUGAGUGGCAUCGUGGAACCUCCUGAGGGAAUGCCUGGAUAUCAUCCUGAUCCUGCCGUGCACAAUAGCAUCAGGAGCAUGCAUGGCGUUCGUUGCCACCUCUUACUGGCACAAGACAAUGGACGAAAUCUUCUGCGGGAGCUUCUCAUUUUCGUUGCUGCAUGGGAUUUGCGCGAGGAAGAGUUAUACUUCAAGUUUAUGAUCAAGAUCAUGGAGGCAAUAUUGGCAAACCAGCUCCUUCCAUUUGCUUAUCACGCUUUCAGAGAGCCAGAGUCAAAAGACAUCAUUUCACCAGCCCAAGCAGUCAUCAUGAAGCUACUUACCAACAUCUUCCGCGCACGCCAAGCGAAACCUUCUGGCCUCCCUUCCAGCCAUAAUCCUUCGCAGGUCGACCAAGGCGAUGCUCACAUGGUCAACUUUCUACUCACCGAGUUCCGGCGUCAUAUUAUCCCUCAGACAUGUGCGCUGAUCUUCUUACAAGGCCAAAUUCGGGCUGGGCAUGCACAGCCUGAAGAUUUCCCUCUCAACCUAUGGGAUAUGGAACGCAUGUAUGAAGGUGUUUAUCAAUACUUGGAGUUUUUCGCGAUCCUGACCGAGCAUGAAACCUGGAAAAAUAUGCUCAGCAAUUGGGAGAUCGUUAAUGAGCUCGUCACCUUGCUGAAGGAAUUGGAUGCCGCUAUCCCCAAAGGUCAAUUGUCGAUUCCUCCGCUCAACUCGGCUUCAAGGACCACCGCACCACAACAUGGUGAUAUUGAAGACCCACCACCUGUCGCCGUCGAACGCCCUUACGACACUUCGGCCAAUCCCAAUGCGCCAGAGGGAUAUAUGCCUUCGCCUCGACCAUACAUCGAUGAAGCACAAGACGAACCAUCGGAUUUCGAGUGGCGAAAUUUGAAGAAACUGGCUGUGCUUGUACUCUCCUCUCUUGUGUGGAAGAAUCGCCAGGUACAGGAUCAAGUUCGCCCAUUGGGUGGAAUCGAAGCCAUUCUCAAUUGCUGUAGCUACGACGAACACAAUCCAUAUAUUCGUGAACAUGCGAUCAUGUGUCUCCGCUUCCUCAUGGAAGGAAAUAAAGAGAACCAAGAUCAUAUCCGCGCACUGGACGAGUACCAUGAAAAGGGCGAUCCUUCGAGCCCAGCACCCGCCGAUAGCGGUAGACCUAGCCUAUCGCCAAAAAUACAAGUUCCGGACGAAGUACUUGACCAGCAAGGCUAUGAAACGUACAUGGACAGCAAAGGACAAGUCAUGCUAAGAAAGAGAGAGGUUAGGACUCCUGUAUCUGGAACAACAGCCAAAGGAAAGGGCAAGCUGGAGACGAAAGACCCAAAAGACCUCGAACAAUUAGUUCAACAAGUCAUGAGGGAGCUUCCAACACGAGUGCAAGGUUUGAAGACCGAUCCUGAGAAGGCGGCUGCCCUUGCAAAACUCGAUAAAGGGUUUGACGGAAAGGGAUGA